This is a messenger RNA of Linum tenue, 1705 nucleotides long. The record is from the annotation of a GenBank genome assembly. Lineage: Eukaryota; Viridiplantae; Streptophyta; Magnoliopsida; Malpighiales; Linaceae.
UGCUUUCUUUGCGUUGUUCGUCGUCAUUCGUCAUCUCCCUAUCUCGUCGCGGUGUGUGUCUCACUUCAAAAUAUCAGAAUCUCUCAAAGGGGAGAAAAAGGCGGGGAAUCUUAGUUCCAAACCCUAGAAUUCUAAAACCCUCAAGUAGGAUCAGUUUGGUGGAGGGAACGGAAGAUUAAAGCGGGGCAGGAUGGAGGGGGAGAACGAAGAACUUAGCAUAGAGGAGCUCACGUCCAAUCUCUCUACAUACAGAGAACAACUUGAUAGCGUAAACUCACUCCCUUUCUGUUUCCUCUUCAUGUUCGUAGUAAAAUUAGCGUCUUUGGAUGAACUAUUUCGAAUUUUGUGAAUUGGGUUCGGCGAAUUAGGGUUUCUUGUCGGGGCUGUUUGUGAUUUCGGGUGUUAAUUGGCAAUAGGGUGAAGCUGAAUUACGGGACAUUUGUUUGGAUUCAUCUGGUUCUCUCUUUCCCCCCAAUGUUUGUGGGGGCUGUCGUUAGAGUCAUUCAUUGUUGAAGAAUGAUAGCUCUCUUUUGCAUCCUGGGUUCGACAACUUUUGGCUGAUGAUCCCGACAAUUCCGAAUAUGAGGACAUGGAGAAGGAACUUGGCGAGGUGUGCUAGAUGUCUUGUGAAGGGCAGGCCUGCUUCUCUACGCCACAUGUUAGAGAUCUUGGGAUUGUCAUUGCUUUAACUGAAGAACUCCUUGCAACUGCAAAGCAGAGUGAGGUCAUUGGAUCAGGCAUUGGUACCAGAAGUAGUGUGUCUCCGACAUUUGGUCAAUCUAAGGAAUUAGCAGACAACUCUGAUCAGUAUGGAAAGUUUCCUGUGGGCUCUAGAGUUCAGGCUGUCUGGAGUGAGGAUGGAGAAUGUUAAUUGUGCAGGUAUGAUGCGACGGUCGAGGCAAUCACCCCGAACGGCUAUUUUGUCGCCUAUGAUGAAUGGGGCAAUAAGGAAGAGGUGGACCCCGAUAAUGUUAGACCAGUUGAAACCAAUGCUCUGGUUGAGGCUGAAAGAGUAGCUGAAGCUACGAAACAGGCCAUCAAAAGGAAGAUUGCACAGGCUGCUUCAUCUGAUUUCCAGGCACGCACUUUACCAGCAAAGCUUCGCAUACAGCCUGAGGACCCUGAGGAUGUCAAAGUUACAAAGCGGAAGAAGAUACAUGCAUUCAAGUCCAAGAUGAGGGUUGAGCAGCUUGAAGUUGCACAGAAUAAGCGCCAGAAUGCAUGGCAGCAGUUCCAGACAACUAAAGGGAAAACUAAGAAGGUCGGUUUCUUCUCUGGCCGAAAACGAGAAAGCAUAUUCAAGUCUCCAGAUGAUCCACAUGGUAAAGUCGGUGUGACCGGGAGCGGAAAAGGUUUGACAGAUUUCCAGAGGAGGGAGAAGCAUUUGCAUCUCAAGGGUGGAUCUGCAGAAACCGACGAUUAGAGAGUGUGCUUGCUUGCUGUCUUUAGUUGUUUUGCUUACCCUUCGUCUUUUAUACUCUGAGCCAGUACUCUUUGAUAUUCUGCGUAUGAACAGUGGUGGGAAGAUUGUACUUUUUUUUUUUGUAAGUAGUGGGAAGCUUGUACUUAACCGAGAUUCUUGUUUGAUGUGAAUUCAGAUGGCCAUAUGCGUCCUGCCCACCACUACCCUAUGGGUUCACUGAACUUUAGAAAGCUUUGUCCUUUUGGUUUUCAGCAAGAUCAGUCAUUUUCCUUGCUGCCGACA